This is a messenger RNA of Gasterosteus aculeatus aculeatus (three-spined stickleback), 1290 nucleotides long. The record is from RefSeq and is a predicted model, not a curated record. NCBI's taxonomy places the organism in Eukaryota, Metazoa, Chordata, Actinopteri, Perciformes, Gasterosteidae.
GUCGAGGGGCAGUGCGUGGUUUCAGGCUGGGACAUCUGUCGCUUGUGAGUACCCCCCCUCCCCCUCUUUUUUCCUCCUCUAGGCCGGGUCUCUCGGCUACUGAAUGGAGCCAGUGACCUGUCAGUCCUGACUGAUGGGGACCCCGUGUGUGGGAAAGUCCCACGGCCGCAGAGCCGGGCGCAUUCACAUGCUAAUUGCGCGCCGAUAAAAAGGGGGCCGAUCCGCGCCGAGGGCCCUAGAGAGACGCGCCGAGAGCUCCGGGUGGAGAGGAGGCGAAAAAAAGCGCGCACGGACACCCGGAGGCAGUGACAUACAGAGAGCCAUGACGGCUUCGUCCGUGGCGCACGGCGUGGGGAGACGCCCCGGUGCCAAGGAGGAGAGGAAGGUAAUUCACACUCGGAAGCCGCUCAUUGAGAAGGAAAACGACGCGAGAGAGAUAAACAGCUGUUUGGAUCAGCUGAAGGACACCGUGAUCGGAGCGUUCAGACUCGAUCAAUCCAAACUGGAAAAAGCCGACAUUCUGGAGAUGACAGUGAAGCACCUGCAGAACAUCCAGAGCAUUGAACUCAAUGAACCCACAUUAGGCCUGGAGGUCCAGCAGAAAUACAGCACGGGGUACAUCCAGUGCGUGCACCAAGUGCACAACAUGCUCCUCACCUGCGACUGGAUGGACAAGAACCUGGGUUCCCGCCUGCUCAACCACCUGCUCAAGUCCCUGCCCAGGGCCACGGACGAGCGCCCCCUCCGGGCCUCGGCCGGGCGUGACGCCCCUCACCCCGGCACACCCCUCGGGGGAGGCCCCCUCGCUGGGAGGCAGCCCCAGAGGGAGGGUCCGACCUGUAAUGUGGCCGCAGGCCAGGAGAGGCCAGCGCUCCGCGGCUGCCGCCUGGGGAGGCUGGAGAUGUGGAGGCCCUGGUGAACUUGUUGGGUUAUGUUGUUGUUGUUGUUGUUGUUGCUAGGCCAUCCUCUGCUAUGUAUCUUAUAGAUAUGCUGCUCAGAAGACAAACCGCGGGGCAGUUCUGUUCCAGUGAAUAUUAUUGUGUGCUUUAAUGAUUCUCUACAGACCUUUUCUCAGUACUUCCCUUCAGAAGUUGACUUCUCGUAGCCUGCAUUGUAGAAGGCUCUUAUUAAUCUUUCUUGUAUUUAUUGUAUUAACAGCUUUAUUUAUUUUAAACCAUAAAGCAAGAAUUUUGCUACUUAGACCUGCACUUGGCAUAGAUGUUUAUGUCUUCCUCCUUUGCUGUUAACCUAUUAAUAAUAAUAAUAAAACUGAUUUUAUAUGAGAUGUCA